This is a messenger RNA of [Torrubiella] hemipterigena, 3124 nucleotides long. NCBI's taxonomy places the organism in Eukaryota, Fungi, Ascomycota, Sordariomycetes, Hypocreales, Clavicipitaceae. The record is from the annotation of a GenBank genome assembly.
CGCCCAGCAGGAAUUUGUUUGCUGAGAUUGAAAAGUAUUAAUAAAUCUCAAUAAAAAGCAGACAGAGUCACCAGCUGGAUCUCGACAAUGUCGAAAAACAAAUCAAAAGGAAAGGGCAAGAAGCCGGCCCAGCCCGCCAACAGUCUCAGUGAAGAUACCCUCGCCCAGCUCACAUCGAGAAUCGAUUACAACUUGGCUGCAAAGGACAACAAGCGCAAGAACCCGCCGACCGAGGACUCAUCUGCUCAGAGCAGCAGCAAGAAACAAAAGGCCGCUCUUGGAAAGGCCCUCAGCAAGGAGGACUACGAGAUGCUGCUGGCCGAAGUUAAGGCUCUUGGUGGUGAUGAGCAGGACAUGGACCUGAUUGGCGGCGUUGACGAUUCUGAAGAUGAAUAUGACCAGGGUGCUAGUGAGCCUGUUGACAAGAAGCUCAAGGCAGAAUUAGCCGCUCUGUCAAAGGAGCUUGGCUUCGCUGAAGUGCAGCCCGAAGCGGAUGAAGAAGAGCCAGAGGCCGACGAACAGGAGGAUGAUGAGGAAGAGGACGACGAUGACGACGAGUCUGACGAAUCCGAAGACGACAGAGAGGAUGAAAAAAUCCCUGAGAGUCGCAAGAUGGGAAACAUGACCUUUGAACCCCGCGCCGACUGGCACGAAUACAAGCUCGCCAAGCUUCCCUCGCCCAUUACCGACGACCUAUCCCCAUUUAUGAGACCUAUCGACGCUCUCAAGCAAUAUGGCCAAACACUCCUCGAGGAGGACGCCAACCGCUACCGAACCAGCAUGUUCGCCGCCGACUCCAACAAGUUCUUGACCACCAUUAUGUCUACUGGUACCCUCAACGAUAAGGUUUCCGCCUUGACUUUGGCUGUGCAGCAGUCACCAGUCCACAACAUUCGUGCCUACGAUGCCCUCAUGGGUCUCGCCUCCAAGAAGAGUCGUGCCCAGGCUGUUGGCGCUGUUGACGCCCUGGUCGAUUUGCUCGGCCGUGGUGUCAUGCUCCCCAGCGAAAGACGUCUCCGCACAUUCCAGAACCAACCCGGAUUGCUGGGCACUCUACAAAAGACCGGCACCAAGGUUUGGACACACGGCCAGCCGUUGCCUGGCAAGAUUACACAGGAGCACUUGAUUUCAUGGGUUUUCGAGGACUGGCUGAAGACGGCAUACUUCAAGGUCAUCCAGCUUCUUGAAGUGUGGUGCUCUGAUGAGAUUGAGUACUCGCGUAUGCGUGCUGUCAACUUUGUCUACACCCUGUUGAGCGCUAAGCCCGAGCAGGAAGCCAACUUGCUGACCCUGCUUGUCAACAAACUGGGCGACCGCGAUCGCAAGAUUGCCUCCCGCACAUCCUAUCUCUUGCUCCAGAUCCAAAACUCCCACCCUGGCAUGAAGCCUAUCAUUGUCCGCACUGUUGAAAAAGAAGUCCUGCUCCACCCCUCACAAGACUCCCGCUCCAAGUACUACGCCAUCAACACCCUCAACCAGACCAUUCUUAGCAGUAAGGAGCCCGCUGUUGCCGAGGCUCUCAUUGCCAUUUAUUUUGAGCUAUUUGUUGCCCUUCUUAGGACUGGUAGUCUAGGAAUCGCUUUCGGUACUGAAGCAGAGCCCGCUGCAGCAGCUGAGGACGAGCCUGCCGCCGAAGAGACUGCACCUAAGCCCACUGGCAAGAAGAGAAGACAAAGAGGAGCAACUGGACGACCUGCCCCUACGGUUCCUGAAACUGAGGCCGCAGACAAGCUAGUUUCUGCCCUCCUGACUGGUGUCAACCGUGCCGCUCCCUUCGUCGGCUCCAACGAUACCGUCCUAGAGACUCACUUGGAUACUCUGUUUAAGAUUGCUCACUCGACCAACUUCAACACCAGUGUCCAGGCCCUCGUUCUCAUUGAACGUCUCUCCACAGCCCGUGCUCUUGCCACGGAUCGCUUCUACCGCACCCUCUACGAAUCCCUCCUCGACCCCCGCCUCAUCACCUCUUCCAAACAGUCGCUCUACCUCAACCUUCUCCUCCGCUCGCUUAAGAACGAUGUCGACGUUCGUCGCGUCAAAGCCUUCGUCAAGCGUAUGCUUCAGAUUGCCGGUAUCCACCAACCGGCGUUUGUCUGUGGUCUUCUCUACGUCAUCACACAGCUUCGCCAGUCCUUCCCUGACCUGUCAACACUGAUUGACGAGCCUGAGGAGUCCAUCUUUGACGAUGACGAAGACGAGGAGGAAAAGAAGAACAGACCUGUAUACGACGGCCGCAAGAGAAACCCCGAGCACAGCAAUGCCCAGCAGAGCUGUCUUUGGGAAAUGAUCCCCUACCAAGCACACUUCCACCCCUCAGUAAGCGUGUUUGCUGAGGCUCUCCUCAACAAGGGUAAGAAGAUUGAGAAGCCCGAUCUGGACAGCCACUCCCUGAUCCGCUUCCUCGACAAGUUUGUCUACCGUAACCCCAAGGCCACUGACGGAGCCAAGGGUGCAUCCAUCAUGCAACCCCUCCGUGCGGCCAAGGAUCUCGGCGACAUCUGGCUGGGCAGCCGUGGUGCUGGCACUACGACCACGCAAGUCAACAACGCCGCCUUCUGGAACAAGAAGGUCGAAGAUGUUGCUGCCGAAGACGUCUUCUUCCACGAGUACUUCUCGACUGUGGCCAAGGAGCCCAAGGUCCGCACCAAGAAGGAGACUGCUACCAAGGACGAUGCUGAGUCGGAUGCCGAGGAAGACGAGGUCUGGAAGGCUCUUGUCUCGACACAACCCGAGAUUGAAGGCGACGAUUCUGACGACGAAGGCUUUGACGACUUUGAUGACGAGGAGAUGGCAUCCCUCAACGGCUCCUCGCCAGCUCUGUCACUCGAAGACGACUCUGACGGCGGCGUCGACAUUGAAGGCACCGAUGACGAAAUGGAAGAUCUCGAAGACGACGAUGACGACGAUGAAGAAAUGGUUCCGUUUGUCGAUGACGAGGAGGAGGGUGAAAAGGAAGACAAGUCCAGCAAGGCCAAGGCGCGCCGCAAGAUGCUCAAGGGCCUGCCUACGUUUGCGUCAGUGGACGACUACGCGGAGAUGCUGGCCAACGAGGAGGACGAUAUGUAAAGUACAUGGGGAACAUAAAAAUAGCGUGCAUAAUGAAUAUAAUGUCAAGUUUACAUUU